Molecule: messenger RNA, 2509 nt
Organism: Pogonomyrmex barbatus (red harvester ant)
Lineage: Eukaryota; Metazoa; Arthropoda; Insecta; Hymenoptera; Formicidae
Product: homeobox protein PKNOX2
Biological process (GO): regulation of DNA-templated transcription
Molecular function (GO): DNA binding
Source: RefSeq, a predicted model, not a curated record
ACAAAUAAAUAUAUAUUACAUCGCAUCAGAUUAAAUACCUAGAUUCUUAUUUAUUCAAAUAAAAAUUCGAUUGUAAAACGCAACGAAUGAACAAGAUCCCGCGGCGAAACGACGCGUGUGGCGCCAUCCGACGGGCGACGUGUCUCUCGGUAGCGCCGCCGCGGCGAAAAGUAUUGAAUCGAUGACGUCACAAAAGACGGAACGGUGGAAGGAGUGGUAGGACGGACGGUCGCGUUUGUAAAAAAAAAAAAAAAAUGUCGGAUCACCGGAGUUUGUCGUCGGCGGGUGAACGGUAGUCGCGACGAAGGAAGCUCGCGAUCAUCGGGGAAACGGUGAGCCACCGGCACGUCGGCCACUCGGCGAAACGAGCGACGUAAGUGCGUCUCCCCCGCGGCACGUGCACGGGACGAGAGACACGGUGCCAUACUUCCCCCCUGCCCCCUUUCGCUCCCUAUUCCCUUCCGUCCCAUCCCCGCCGUCGAUGCCCGGUCGGUGGCUCGCGGCUAUGACGGUUCGACCGCGCCGCGUAGUCGUGUGAAAAACAAAAGCGAGGCGAGAGAAGCGUAUUAUCGUGGGUCACGCGCGCGCGUUAAAGUGCACCGCUCCGCUUCCUCGAGUCCGAGAGGAUCGACACGCAGGCCAGGCACGCAGAGCCACGAUAAGGGCCGUGACGAAGCACUGUCCGAUUAAACGGAUUUAAGAAGACCGCGUUAAACGAGACCGGCGGCGGCGCAAAGAGGGAAUCGGAGCCGCGAGGAAUCCAGACGAGAAUGGGGAUCUCCAAGGGGGAAUGAUAGGUAAGGAGGGCCCUCGCUUUAAGAUGCCAAGGACCGACAUGCCACGGUGAGAGUGACGAGUCCCUUGAAUCUGCGGCAGGAUGCAAGAGGGUAAUACCGCCGUUGCGCUAGCGAUGGUGACCCCCGGAUACGACCAGGACCCUGCGAGUGGGGUCGCCGACUAUACAACUCAUCAGGACCAGGCCCAGUUCGAGGCCGACAAGAGGGCCGUGUACAAACACCCGCUUUUCCCACUGCUGGCGUUGCUUUUUGAAAGAUGCGAGCAAGCGACCCAGAGCUCGGACAACUCCACGUCCGAAAGCUUCAACAUGGAUAUACAGGCUUUCGUCCAGCACCAAGAAAGAGACCGAAAACCUUUCCUGAUCAAUGACCCCGAGAUUGACGGUUUGAUGAUCAAGGCGAUACAAGUGUUGCGUAUUCACCUGUUGGAGCUGGAGAAGGUGCAGGAGCUGUGCAAGGACUUCUGCAACAGGUACAUCACGUGUUUGAAGGGCAAGAUGCAGAGCGAGAAUCUGUUACGCAGCGACUACAGUCAUCACGGACACGACAUGGGCCCGUCGAGCGGCAGCAACGGCAGCAGUCCGUUGCAGGUGCUGUCAUCUACAGGCAAUGAUGUUGAGUCGGGAGCUAACGGAUUCAGAGUGAGCCGAGGGGACACCGUGGCGGAAAACGACGGCGCGAAUCCGCACGCGCGGGAAGAGAGCGUUAAUCACGACCAACAGUCGUCGGUCCGACCGUCUUCCGCCGUCCAGCGCUCAGGCAAAUCCACUAGCCAGGACCACGACGAUCCACUCUCACCGUCCACGGUACACGGGAGCACGCCCCUCUCGCAAAUCGGGGCGCAUCCAUGCGCCCCGGUUAACGACAUGUAUCUCGGCCAAGACAUUACAGUUGCGGGUUCGCCUUCUCCCGCGGCGAGCGAAGACGAGGAAGAGGGUGCCAGUAACGCAGCCUCGAAUCACGGUGGAAAUCAUAGGAAUAAUCACAGUAGCACUAGAAAGGGACGUCAAAAGCGAGGUGUCUUGCCUAAACACGCCACCGGCAUUAUGCGAACGUGGCUCUUUCAGCAUUUAGUACAUCCUUAUCCAACCGAAGAUGAGAAACGUCAGAUUGCCAGCCAAACGAAUUUAACAUUGCUACAAGUGAACAAUUGGUUUAUCAAUGCCCGUCGACGGAUCCUGCAACCCAUGUUGGAAGGUGCGGGUACAGACGCGGCGUCACGCGCGGGGAAACGUCACAAGACAUCGAAGAAUUCCGCGCAACAACAGGCGGCUCAACAGCAGCAAGCGGGUUGGCAAUCCGAAGACUCUGCGAGUGAUUCGGCUUCUAGCGACGGUGAAGGAGGUGCCGCUAGAUCGAAAGACGGUAACGAUAGCGAUGAAGAUGAUCUUCACUGACCUCUGUCGAUCACCGAAACGUCAACCUCUUUACGGUACCUUCAAAUCCAGUUGCUCAUUACAGUAUUAAGGUAUUCGGGAAUAGAUAUCGCUUUAAUUGUCAGAUACGUAAUUAAUCUCGUGAAAGUUAAGAAUACGUGGGUAGAGGUUAUCACGCUCUCUGGUCAUUCGGUACUACUCUGACUGUUCGUCAGCUUUUUUUAUGAUUAGAUUUGUAAUCUCGGCUCAUACAUCCACGUGUUCAUUCGAAGACGGAGAACUGAGAUUGAAUAGGUACUAGAAAGAGCAAUUCAAUACAUCUAACUCGAACAAAAA